This is a messenger RNA of Argiope bruennichi, 3061 nucleotides long. RefSeq names its product zinc finger BED domain-containing protein 4-like. NCBI's taxonomy places the organism in Eukaryota, Metazoa, Arthropoda, Arachnida, Araneae, Araneidae. Gene Ontology annotation, molecular function: protein dimerization activity. The transcript has 6 exons. The record is from RefSeq and is a predicted model, not a curated record. Bases 392 to 2860 code for a protein of 822 amino acids.
AACUGCAAAGAAACUUGCAUGUUUACGACCGAAAACCGCUAAAAUCAUUUCAAAUUAAUGGAUCUUGUUAACAUUAUAUAUAAAAAUGUAAUGCAGUGCAUGAUGUAUUCUGUUAAAGACGAUUGCUUCUAUCUGUAUUUGUAAAUUAAAAUCUGUUAAAAUCAAACGCACUAAGUGUUAAAACACAUUUAUGGCAAUACUCAUUAUAUAUAUUUGUGAGAGAAACUGUGUCGUCUUUAAAAGUAUGGCUUCUUUAUUUUAAAAUCGGAAAUGUCUUCAAAAUUAUUCGAUUAUUUCCUUAGAAUCCUGAGGCCUAAUGGAGACGAAAAUGAACUUUAUCGUAUGAUCGCACUUUUUUAGCAUUUCCCAAUUCUGGGAAUAAAUUAUCAUCAUGGCAGAUGAUAUUGAUGAACUCUUAGAUGAGGUGGAAUCGAAGUACAUUGAUACCGAUAAUAGAAUUUCUGAAGCUCGACAGUCAUCAGCUUUGGCAAAAAAAGCUAAUGGCGAGGGAGGUGUUGAAGAAUUGGAUGCAGCUAUUCAUUCUAUUUGCAGCAUUCCAGAGCCUAUUGAAAGUUCCUCUAUUGUAGGGGAGGCCAAUCUGCAUUUGAAUAAAGGAGCAAAUAGGAAAUGUACUGUGGUUUACAUUGGUGAUAGUUCUGCGGCAUCUGGUUUAUCUAGUGGAAUUACUCAAAGACGCAAUGCUCUGAGAAGACCAAAGCACAGUGCAACUACUAAAAUAUACACCAAAAAAUAUUUUGCCAAGCCUGUCUUUGAACUCUCUGUAAAAGACUUGGAAGCUGAGAGUGCUCGAAGAAAGCAGAAAGAAAUCAUCGAAAAACUUUUUGAAAAGAAACUUGCUGUAGUUACAGAUAAAAUGAUUUUAGAUGCUCGUAAAUUCAAAAGAAUAAAAAGUGAUGUGUGGACCAAUUUUGGUGACGUACGACUUUUGAUCAGUGAAGAUGAAGUCAAAAGACGCAAUAUUGAUCACCAUGUUAUCCAACUUGGGAAAGAAGAAGUUUUACUUUGCAAGUCAUUUGUGGCUUGUGUCAAAUGCUCAGCAGUAUUUAGUUAUGAAAGUCACAGCUAUGGCACUUCAACUUUACGCUCACAUUUGAAGUCCUGUGGCAAACAAAGGUAUAAUCGAAGUGAUAAACCCAAAAAGCCUCGAAGAAUUACUGGUUCAUUGUCAGAUAUGGGCAUGAUCGAUCCUAAUACCAUUCCUGAAAAACCUGUAUUCCAGGAGAAGAUGUAUAAAUUUAGAGAUCAUGCCAAUAAAUUGCAAGAACAAAUUUUGUUAUUUUUUAUAAGCAAAGUGAAGCCUUUUACUCUUAUGGAAAAUGUUGAAUUUAAAGAUUUACUUCAAACUUUUAUUCAAAUAGGUCAUAGAGCUGGCAAUGUUGAUUUGACACAUUAUUUAUGCUCACCAAAUGAUCUUCAAGAGUUUUUAAUAAAUGAUGUUUACAAUCAAACCGAAGAAAUGUUUAAACAAGAAAUUCAAUUUUUGUAUGGAUUGGCCUUCUCUGCUAGUGUGUGGGUGGAUGCAGUUGACAAAAUUCCAUAUAUAACCCUUACUUGUCAUUAUUCAAAUGAGGAUGGUGUUUUCAAAUCUGUCAUGUUUCAUACCUCUGAAUUUCCUUACGAACACAGGACAUCGACAGAUGUCAGUAAACUCUUUCAAGAUUGCAUGUCUCUUAUGCAUAAUGACUUCAAGAAACUUUUGGUGAUUGAUUACUCUUUUAAUAUGGUAAAUGCUUUCAACAACAAUGAGCAGUUUAUCCAGUGUAUAUGCUAUGCUCUGAACUGUGCUGUUCAGACUGUCAUCAAUACUCUCAGUACAACAAAUGAAAAAGAGACAGAAGAAUCUAAUCAAGAUGACGAUGAUAUGGAAGACCCACAUGCAUUUGCAUGUUUUGUAUCACUUAUUAACCAGUGCAGGUCUUUGGUUUUACAUUUCAAAGAAAACAAGUUACAGAGUAGUUUGCCAAAGAGCUUACAAAUGUGUUCCAGUACAAGUUGGAAAUCUGUUUUAUCCAUGCUUGAAUCUAUCAAUAGCCAGUGGGAUCAUGUUCUUGACAUAUUGGUGGAUAGGAAUGAGUUGGAGUUGUUUUAUUUUGAUCAAGAACUUCUUAGUCUUGUUGUUGAUUUCUUAGAAAUUUUCAGAGAUGGCUACAAUGAACUGUCUUCUCUUAGCAGCCCUACUUUGAAUCUAGUCUUGCCUUGGGUUACUAAAUGGAAAACUCAUUGUCUGCAGAACGAAGAUGAAUCGCCUUUUCUGUCUGCUGUAAAAAGCUUCAUGAGUUCAUCUAUUGAUCAAGAGGUUGUGAAGCGGAUUACUAUUCAUCACAAAUUAGCAACUAUGUUAGAUCCAAGGUUUAAAGAGCUGCAAUUCUUGACUCCAGAAGACAGGAUGGAGACUCAGGCUCAUGCUGAAUACAUGGUUAGGGAAUGUCAUGAAACACUUUUGAUGAAUGGUAUUGAUGUCCAUAAUAUCUCAUCAACAAAUGAUCACUUUGCUGAAUUUUAUGAUAACAUGUCUUCAGAAAAUGAUGCCAUGGCAGUUUCACCUAGUGAAGAAGUUGAAGAAUAUCUGAUGGAAGAAUUCAAUAUGGGAAAAUUAGACUUGGAUGAAGAAAAUAAGUUUAAUCCUUUACAAUACUGGAUUCGGGCAAAGACUAGAUACCCAUACUUGAGUCGAGUUGCUCUUUGGGUUUUAUCUUGUCCAGCUAGUGCUAUCCAAACAGAUGACUGCUUUGUUGGAGCAGAAUGGAUGAUUACAAUGAGGGAUACUGAGCUACCUCGUGAACACAUGCACAAAUGUCUGUUAGUCAAAUCAUUUAAGAAUUUUCGUCAGAAAACAUGACAUUCUGAAUGGUUAUGUAAAUUUUUUUUAUAAAUUAAAUUUGUACAGUGUGUUAUAUUCAUUUUCUGUAAUGUUUUGUUGACUGAAAUUCUUUGAUUCUCUUGUACAUGUUUUUCAAAAUUUCUUUGUUUUCAAAACUGCCAAAAAAUAUGUAUUAAUGCAUAAUUUUUCCCCUUUUGUUAUUAAAGCAAAUAUUUUUAA